Molecule: messenger RNA, 1772 nt
Organism: Ciona intestinalis (vase tunicate)
Lineage: Eukaryota; Metazoa; Chordata; Ascidiacea; Phlebobranchia; Cionidae
Product: fibrinogen-like protein A
Source: RefSeq, a predicted model, not a curated record
GAUAUAAGCUUUCAAACAUUACAGUAACAUGAUGCCUGUAAGUGUAAAGUAUUUCGAAUUACACGUCAUUGGUUACACGUCACGUCCGGGAAUAUUAUUAAUUAACCAUAGCUGAUACGACAAUAACAACGACUUCCUGGAAUUUUCAAGACGAUAUUACAACCCCCUUGUUUAGUGAUCCCUACAUAUACCCAAUAAAAGAAACUCCAUUAAGGCAUUGUAUUAAUAUGUUGUAUUUGGUAUAUACGCAAUACAGGUGAACCAAAAACAAAUGUACAUGCACUACAUAUAUGUACAACAACUUAUGACGCUGGAGAUACGAAAUGCACUUGAUGUGGAAGUACAGCAUAUAUACGUACUAUAGGCUGUAGUCUAUAGGCCCCUACAUUUUGUAUAUAUGUAUGGUUAAAUAGCAAGAAAUGUAUCAAGCAUUUUGCAGUUAUUUGUUAAGCUACAGCCAAUGAUGACUGACCUUAUUUAUCAUGAAGUUUUAUAUAUAGAAAAGCAUACAUUUGAGCAGAAUAUUCUGCACAGAUAUUAUAGUAUAUAUAGCAUACACCUUGUAACGUUAAACAUUAUAGGGAGACUCAUCUUAUAUAAACUGUUCAAGAUGCGUUUCAUGUUUCUAAUGCUGGUAUUAAUUUUGGUUCCCUCAACGUUUCAACUAAUUCAAGUCAACAGAGGAAGCUUCCAGAAAAUGUACUCCUCCAAAAAACCAAAGAAAGUGCCGAAUGUUUUAUAUAAUACGUGUUUGGUUGCAACACCCAAACAUGUGAAAGCUAUAGCUUAUCCGACAGAUCCACUGCAGCCGUAUACCUUUAAUGUCAGCGUUAUAGAUAUACAGCAGUACAGUGUAUUGGUGGAGCUUGAACGCACAGACCAGAACUCGGGGUGGGACGAAAUUUCCAUCACUUUGGAUUGGGAAUCUAGGAUGUACAAUUUGCCAUUGACCGAUUGUAAACAAACGCAUAUGGUCGGGCUCUUUGACAGUGGAAUCUAUGAAGUAAAGAAGAACGGAGCUAUAAUUGAAGUUUACUGCGAUAUGAAAACGGACGGUGGUGGAUGGACGGUUUUCCAGCGACGAAUAAACGGUCAACAAGAUUUUUAUCUUACAUGGGACGAAUACAGACAAGGGUUCGGCAAUAAGAGUGGAGAAUUUUGGAUGGGGUUAGACAAUUUACAUUCGUUUACACAAAACGGAUCAUUUGAGUUAAGGAUUGAGCUCACAAAUUGCGAAAAUCAAAUAUUUUAUGCCAAGUACCGGACAUUUAAAGUGAUGGAUCUAUUAACGAAGUUUCGAUUGCUGGUUGGAAAUUUUAGUGGAAGUCCUGGUUUACAAGAUUCUCUGUCACACCACAACGGCGUUCCUUUUUCGACAAAGGAUCGUAACAACGACGGUUUGGGUUCUUACCCAAUACCUUGCGCUGAUCAGUACCGUGCUGGAUGGUGGUAUCAAGCGUGCCACACCGCCAACCUUAAUGGAGAGUUUCGCCCGUGUGCUAAAACACCACUUUCAAUGACCUGGCGGAACAAUGACGCCUUCGUUGGGUUCCGAUUUACUGAAAUGAAGUUUCGUCCGCUUUAAAAAAAAACUAAUGUACGGACUGAUUACAUUGGAGUAUAUGUAACUGCAAUGGUAUAAUUAUGCUGUUACAAAUAUGAAUGCCAGUAUAUAUAAUAGGGUGGGAAAAGAGCGGACACCUUUAGUACAUAUAAUAACCAAACAUCCGGAUUGUGUUUCAAACAAUUAUCAGCGGUCCAUGAGAAUACGG